GCAGUGGAGUUAGGGAGUCAUAAUUCAUCAGCAUCAAUCAGUCAACAAAUCAUAAAAAAAUUUUAAAAAAGUGAGAUGGAAGUCGGUGAAAAGAGUGAGAGUCCAAGUGAAGUGAAAGCCUCCGGAUAAGAACUCAAAUUCCAAAAAAGAACUCAAGUCCAAAAGAAUCAGAUUAAAUAAUGGAGUGCCCCAAGGAGGGCAACGAGGUCCUCAAGGAGAAUCCCAAUGGCUCCAAGGGAUUGACUCAGGAUCAGGUGGAGAAAGUGGAAAAAAAGGGAAAGGAUGACGGCAAUGACAUGGACUUUGAUGAUCUUCUUCCUUAUGUUGGGGAGUUUGGACUCUACCAGAAGAUUCUCUUCGUCCUCAUGGUACCUUUUGCUUUUUUCGUCGCUUGGGUCUACUUCAGUCAGAUAUUUAUCACUCUGGUACCAGCUGAUCACUGGUGUCGGGUGCCUGGUCUUGAGAAUCUCACGGAUCAGCAGAGAAUUGCGCUGACAAUACCACCAGCACGUGAUGGCGAUGAGGCGAGUUCCUUGGGCUUUUCAAAAUGCUUCAUGUACAGUGUUAAUUUCACGGAAUUGUUGGCGAACAGAACAAUUUUAAUUGCCGAUCCAUCAUGGCCGACGCAAAAAUGCCAAUUUGGAUGGGAGUACAAUUAUACCGAUGUACCGUACGAAACAGUUGCAUCUCAGUACGAUUGGGUCUGCGAGCAGGCGGCAUUGCCCACUAUCUCUCAAAGUAUUUUCUUCGUGGGUGCAAUUUUUGGUGGAUUGAUAUUCGGAUUCAUAGCUGACAGAUAUGGAAGAAUUCCCGCACUUGUUGGAUGCAACAUUGUCGGCUGCAUUGCCGGAUGCUUCACAGCACUCGCCACCAAUUUCUGGCUCUUCACCCUCUGCCGAUUUUUCGUGGGAUUCGCCUUCGAUAAUUGCUUCACAAUGAUGUACAUCCUAGUUCUUGAAUAUGUGGGACCAAAAUGGCGAACAUUCGUAGCGAAUAUGUCGAUAGCUUUGUUCUUCACAUUCGCGGCAUGCAUUCUCCCCUGGAUUGCAUAUUUUCUCGCUGACUGGCGAAUGACUUGCAUAGCAACAUCAUUACCACUGUUACUGGCAAUUGCAACACCCUGGUUUGUACCAGAGAGCGCCAGAUGGUUAGUUAGUAUGGGUCAAGUCGACAAGGCCGUUGAGAUCUUGAAGAAGUUUGAGAGAAUCAACGGCACCAGAGUACCCGCCAGCGUGUAUCGACGUUUCAAGGAAAGCUGCGAGAGAGCUAGAAAGGCGGAGGAAGCUGAGAACGGAUAUUCAGUCAUUGAUCUGUUCAAGAGCCCGCGACUCCGUAGAAUUACUAUUUUAUUAAUUAUCAUUUGGAUGGCAAUAUCCCUCGUGUUCGACGGUCACGUGCGUAACGUCGACAACCUGGGCUUAAACGUUUUCGUGACAUUUACAAUAGCAGCAGCUACUGAAUUACCUGCGGACACGUUAUUGACACUAGUCCUUGAUCGAUGGGGACGCAGGUGGCUUGCGUGUGGCUCAAUGGUUGUUUCUGGAAUAUUCAGUAUCUGGGCCUGUGCUGUCACAAAUAACAUGUAUGCAGCAUCGCUUGCGAUUCUGGGUAGAUUCUGCGUCAACAUAUCGUACAAUAUUGGACUGCAGUAUGCAGCAGAAUUGCUGCCGACGGUGGUGAGGGCUCAGGGUGUUGCCCUCAUCCAUACCAUGGGAUAUGUUGCUAGUAUAGCAGCGCCAUUCGUCGUUUACAUCGCCAUUAUCUCACCUAUUCUUCCGCUUUUACUUCUUGGGGUUUUUGGUAUUGUUGGGGGAAUUCUUGCGUUAUUGCUACCCGAGACUCUUGAUAAGGACUUGCCACAGACUCUCCAGGAUGGGGAGGAGUUCGGGAAGGAGCAGGGAUUGUGGGACAUGCCUUGUUUGAUGAAGAAAGCGGAGGAUGAGAAACAGAGACCUGAAAUCAUCAGACACUACAGGACUGGCAGCUUGAGGAGCAAUUUUGGGACAUCACUUCGUGGAGAAGCUUUCAGGAGCAGCAUGAUCCAGAGGUCUAGUAUUAGGUCGCGAAAAGGGGCCCCCAGCUCACCUGUCGAGGUCGUCAGGCUGUGAUUUAAGGAUAGAAUUGCAAUUAUCAAAUUUUUUUACUCUCUCACGUCAAAAAUUAUGCAUAGCGUAUCUCUGAGAAUUUCUAUAAUCCUUGUAAUGAUAUUUUGAUCGAUAUUUUGUGACUUGCAUCGAAAAAAUAAAGGGAAAAGCUCGUCGUCACGUAUCAAUGAAUUGAAUAGAAUAAUUUGAAGCUGUCGUGUUAUAAUUCUAUCGGUUUCAGAUUUUUCUACUGAAUUUUGAUGACAAAAGUCACAAAUACCUGGUAGAUAUAAUUUAAUUAAUUGCUCUCCCAAUAAUCAAAGCAUUAAUUCAACAUCCACUUUAAGAACUCAUAUCUGAACUUCAGUUCACUUCACGAUAUUCUUUGAUUGAUCGAUUCACAGGUUAAUCAAUCAGUUUGAAUCACUCGUUGGCACUUCGUUUCGGUUGUCUGAUUUAGAUAUUUUUCGAUGGAUGAAAAAUAUGUACGACAGAUUCGAAGCUCAGAAAAUAGUUUUUAUUCUCGGAGUAAACGAAAUUAGAACGCAUCCAUAUGUAAAUUAUAAUUUGUUGUAGGAUUGUACGAUUAAACGAAAAUAAAAUGAUAUAAUUGGAAUUAUUAAAACGUCAACAGGUGUUUUGCAAGUGGACGCCGAGUAAUCGAAUACAAUAACAUUUUAACAUUCUGUAUCACUCAGUAUCGUAUUUCGAUCAGUGUUCACACCGUUAAUUGUUAAUAACUAUAAUCGCUAAUCAUUACUGAUUAUUUUUAAUGCAUUGUAUA
Molecule: messenger RNA, 2868 nt
Organism: Fopius arisanus
Lineage: Eukaryota; Metazoa; Arthropoda; Insecta; Hymenoptera; Braconidae
Product: organic cation transporter protein
Exons: 8
Coding region: 180-2108 (642 amino acids)
Biological process (GO): transmembrane transport
Cellular component (GO): membrane
Molecular function (GO): transmembrane transporter activity
Source: RefSeq, a predicted model, not a curated record